UACAGUGUCAGAUUUAGUCAAUGAGGAGGUGGUAGUACAAGCGAACUGCUACCGGUCUAUGAGAAAGAGCGAGGAACCGCAUACACUUCAGGUUACAGUGUUUAGGAAGUUAAGGCUUGAGUCCGAAAUCAUACCCUGGUCACUAUUAACGUUACAUCAACAAGCUUUGCUAUAACGUUACUCUCUGGGCUACAUCAUUUGACCAGUGGUCUUCAUGGGCAUUGGGCACUGAUGGAUUUCAGUAGAUUUCUAAUGGUCCCAGACAACUAUGCAUUUUCAAAAUAUCACAUAGGCUAAAGAGUAGCCUAGUAGUGACUAGGAUGUGGUCUCGGACCUACAUAAGUUCAAGUUCAUUUGUUUAUCUGCUGUUGCAGAUGUUUUCAGUUUUUGUGUUCAGUAAAUGCUGAAAUCUUCUGUCAGUGGUGUAAAUGUCUGGCUUCAAGAAGUAAACAUGCUGUAUCUGUUAUAACCAUUAACAUAUUCAUAAUUAGCACAACUUUUUGGCCAGGUUAAUUUAGGUCUAGGUUUAAUGUAGACUUAGCUAAAUAACACCUCAUGGGUAUAAGAAAUACAUAGAAGGAUGUUUUCUUUUUUAAAGCUGGACUUUUCUACCUCUGCUUAUUUUGUAAACUUCCUCUAAAGUGCUUGUCCUCCUUUUAUAGGUGGCACUACAUGCUGUUGGGACACCGGUGGUAUUGAGAGGCUUCUCCUGUUCAUGUGUUGCUGGCCAGGCUUUAUGUAACCAUGUGGUUGCACUGCUUUUUCAAACUGCCAUGGGGUUCAAAACUGUGCCACCACCACUUUCAUGCACUAGUAUGCUUCAGACCUGGCACAGACCCAGAACACAGGGGAUUUGUCCAGAGCCUACCGAUGAACUUGUGGUGCGAAAGCCAAAGCCAAGGGCACCAGGACGAAGCAGUGUGAAAUCUACACUUUAUCCAGCUUACCCAGGACCCCUUCCUGAUCCAGCAGUCCUGUCCAUUGGAGAACAGUUACGAGAGAUCCAACCACAGCCGGGAAUUUGUAAGAUCUUAUGUGGCCUCUCCUGCAUGACAUUUGUGGACUCUAAAUUUGGGCCAGUCCCUAAAGGUUCAGUUCUAUCUUAUCAGUGCCCACCUGUACAAACAAAUGAAGUGAUUAAGCAUCCCGAUGCUCCUUUAUUUCCACAACUUCCAUUGAUUAGCUCUAAAUUAGAACGCCAUCUGCAAUUUGUUCCCACUUAUGAACAGUUUUAUCAUCUAGAGAGUUUAGAGGUCACUCGUGAAUUGGCAUGUGUCAUUGAGGAGAAAACAAGGGGGCAGUCACAAAGUCCUCUGUGGAAGGAAGUUCGGCAGCCCCGCUUAAUGGCAAGCAGAUUUGGGGAAGCAUGCAGUGUUAAAGGGGAGGCAUCCAGUCAGGCUUUAGCAAUCAGGAUUCUGAGGGGGGUACGGCAAACACUGCACAUGAAGAGGGGCAUUGACCUUGAGCCAGAGGUGUUGUUACAGUACAGUGACCAAUGCAAUGUUAAUGUGUAUCCCUCUGGUUUUGUUUUACACACUGAUGCGCCAUAUCUUGGUGCCAGCCCUGAUGCCAAGGUGUAUGACCCAGCAGCAAAUCCCCCUUUUGGGCUAGCUGAAGUCAAAUGCCCAAAUGUUGACAGUGUCACAGAUGUUGCACAUCUUAGAUUCAUUGGUGGUCAGGCUAAACUGAGAAGAAAUCACAAAUACUUCUGGCAAGUCCAGGGUCAGCUAGCCAUAACUGGCUUGUCAUGGUGCGAUUUCAUUACAUCCACAAAAACUGACCUCACAGUGGAGCGAAUUUGGCUUGAUGAGACACUGAUCAUGGAGAUGAAGAAUAAACUUGACCUGUUGUUUUUCAACACAUACAUGGAAACCUAUCUGAAAAUGAAAUCCACAUAGAGUUCACAUACCCACCCCCACCCACUCACCCCCUCUCUAGACAUAGGCACAUCAAGACACUCCGCUGUUUAAAGUAUUUAUUAUAUCUGUUUUAUUUUUUAUUAUAAGGGACGUGUUCACCAUGAACAUGCUGGUGGUUUCCCCACUCCCACCCCCAAACAGGGGAACAUGUUAUUAUAUCUAAAAAUACA
This is a messenger RNA of Alosa sapidissima (American shad), 2089 nucleotides long. RefSeq lists its product as uncharacterized. Bases 774 to 1898 code for a protein of 374 amino acids. The transcript is spliced from 3 exons. Lineage: Eukaryota; Metazoa; Chordata; Actinopteri; Clupeiformes; Clupeidae. The record is from RefSeq and is a predicted model, not a curated record. Gene Ontology annotation, molecular function: zinc ion binding.